Molecule: messenger RNA, 1625 nt
Organism: Drosophila takahashii
Lineage: Eukaryota; Metazoa; Arthropoda; Insecta; Diptera; Drosophilidae
Gene: ttm50
Product: tiny tim 50
Biological process (GO): protein import into mitochondrial matrix
Cellular component (GO): TIM23 mitochondrial import inner membrane translocase complex
Source: RefSeq, a predicted model, not a curated record
UGGGCGAGUGGGCCACAAAAAACCCUAACGCCAUCGCCGUGCCGGUGCGAGGUUGAAAUCUUUAUUGGAAAUUCUGUAAGAAAAAAGUCGCUGCUCGGCGGGCAGGACUCGAAAUCGGUGCAAGGCAAGGACACGAAAUCGGGCAAGCAUGACCAUGGCACCGGCCACCGUCCUCCAGAUGCUGCGCGGCCUGAGCACGCCGCGGGUACUCAGCCAAAUCCACCAGCACGGCGCAUUGGGUAAUCACUUAACCCGCCACCACCACCGACUUGCCACUUCCACAACGCUGCCAUUGCCCUCCAGUCUGCUCCUCCACACAGCCCGCGGCUACAGCAGCACCACCAAGCAGGAGAAUGCAGCUGGAGGAUCCAGCAGCUCGAGUGCCCCGCUGCUGGCCAAGCUCUUUCCCCAGACCGCGCCCGAGGUGGACAGCAGCGCCGAGCAGGAGCGCCAGAAGCGCGAGGAGGAGGAGGCCAAGGAGAACGAGCGCGCCUGGAAGCGCAUGAAGCUGGGCUUCGCCAUCUUCGGCGGCGGUGGGGUGGCCGCUGGCUUCUGGGCCGUCUACGAGUUCGGGAAGCCCGAGGUGGAUCCCAAUGGGCAGACCAUCGAGGACGAGUUCACACACAAGCCGCUGGUGCAGCAGUAUCUGCAGCGCAUGUGGAAGAGCAUCCACUACUAUCAGCGGAUGAUCCAGGAGCCGUCGCGGGCCAAGCUGCUGCCCGAUCCGCUCAAGCCGCCGUAUGUCCAGCCGCGCUACACGCUCGUCCUCGAGAUGAAGGACGUGCUGGUGCAUCCGGACUGGACAUACCAGACGGGCUGGCGCUUCAAGAAGCGCCCGGGCGUCGAUCACUUCCUCGCCGAGUGCGCCAAGGAGUUCGAGAUCGUUGUGUUUACCGCCGAACAGGGCAUGACCGUAUUCCCCAUCCUGGACGCCCUCGAUCCGAAUGGCUAUAUUAUGUACCGCCUGGUCAGGGACGCCACCCACUUUGUGGACGGCCAUCAUGUGAAGAAUCUGGACAACCUGAAUCGUGAUUUGAAGAAGGUAAUUGUUAUUGACUGGGAUGCGAAUGCCACCAAAAUGCAUCCGGACAACACAUUCGGCUUGGCCCGCUGGCACGGCAAUGACGAUGAUGGCCAGCUGCUGGACCUGAUUGCCUUCCUGAAGAUUAUUGCCCAGAACAACGUGGACGAUGUGCGCGAGGUGCUGCACUACUACCGCCAGUUCGACGAUCCCAUCAGCCAGUUCCGGGAGAACCAGCGCCGGCUGGCCGAGCAAAUGCAGGAGGCGGAGCGCGUCGAGCAGUCGAAGACCAAGCCCAUGGUCAAGCAGUGGUCGCGCAGCAUUCUGGGGCGCUAGGAUCAGGAGGCUGGCCAUCCCGCACACCCCGUUCCAUAUCCAUACCUUAACCUUCCUUCCUUCCGCCUGCCGGAGCACAGAGAUCGGGAGAAGCUACAAACAUAAAAGAAACCUGCAGCAGCACACUGGCCAUAUUUUUUCGUCGAUUUAGGAGUAGGAAGGCAGGAAGGCACGCACUUUUUAUUAAUUCCCCUGGGAUAAGAUAAGGCGAAUGUUUUUGUUUAAAUAAAUAACUAAACUUGCUUGUUUUUGUUGUUUGGCAAUGUAA